Patella vulgata (common limpet) is the source of this 6803-nucleotide messenger RNA. RefSeq names its product RING finger protein nhl-1. The transcript has 5 exons. The record is from RefSeq and is a predicted model, not a curated record. Gene Ontology annotation, molecular function: ubiquitin protein ligase activity; protein binding; metal ion binding. Bases 629 to 3286 code for a protein of 885 amino acids. Gene Ontology annotation, biological process: protein polyubiquitination; negative regulation of translation; proteasome-mediated ubiquitin-dependent protein catabolic process. Lineage: Eukaryota; Metazoa; Mollusca; Gastropoda; Patellidae.
AAAUGUAAUAAAUACCAAUAAUCAAUCAUCAUUUUGAAGCAGAAAUUGGCAGUUUUGCUUUUUGAAACCCGAUCUGAUUGACAAAGGGGUUUUACCAGGUAAAGCAGGUGUAAAGACUAACUUGUGCCAGUGAAAGCGGGAAAAGGCGUUGCGUAGUUAAAGACAAUCAUCAUGUAGCCUGCUAGACUAAAUAUAGAACAUUCCAAGUUAGUCAGUCACAGCAAGGUUUUAGUUUACACAUAUAUAUAUAUUGGCUUCAGAACUUGUGAAGAUGGAAGGCAGACGGACCAAAUUAUAUCUUUUUGAGAAUCCAAGUUCAGAAUUUUGGACAAUUCAUAGGACAAUAAAACUAAAAUGUUAAAACCACUUUGGUUCCUAGCUGUCUUCAUAAUUAACGCAGAUAUCAUCUAAUGUUUCCAAGACAAGUGAUGUUUCAGAUAUAUUCUACGGAGAAACACAUGCAGAAUUAUGAUAUGUAUCUUCACCAGUGCUAACUAAUAGGAAUAUAUACAUGUAGAUCAGAUCAAGAUGUGACUGAACAAAGAAUUGUGAAUUACUGAGGUGUGAAAAUGAUCAAAAUGUGACUGAACGAAGAACUGUGAAUUACUAAAGUCUGAAUAUAAUCAAAAUGUCGGAUGAGGAAAUGACAUAUUCAUCCCGACAUAUAGAACAACUUUUACAAUGUUCUAUAUGUCUGGAUCGCUUUAAAACACCCAAACUGUUACCAUGCCAACAUACAUACUGCCAGUCACCAUGUCUUGAGCAACUUGUGAACCCCAGAACACGCAUGAUACGAUGUCCAGAAUGUCGGGCAGAUCAUCUUGUGCCACGGGGCGGUACAGGAUCUUAUCCAAACAACAUCACGAUCAUGGGUUUCAUGGAUUUACCAAGAUUAGCUCCAGGUAUAGAAUCAACUGCUACGACAACCCAUCGAGAUGAAGGAGGUAUCAUGCCGACUAAGAAAGUAGAGAAACCAACUGACACAAGUAGUUCUGGAAUGAUGUCAUCAGUAUGCUGUUCAGCUGGUUAUAAUGAUGACUUUUCUGGUGGAUCAAGCUAUGAAGCACCAGUAGUAGUAGCACCACCACCACCAAGGACAACCUGUAGUGGAUGUUUUCGAAAUAGUCGCCUGAGUGCCUGUAACCAUUGUCAACAACAGCUAUGUGAAGCGUGUUGUCGUCAGCAUAUGGAACAAAUCAAAGUUGAAAUUGAACGAAUGAUUUAUAGAAUCAAACGUGCCUUACCAAAAAUAUCUAGUGCCAUUGAUGAUAUCGGUUAUAAAGGAAAUCAAUCACAACUAAAAUGUCAAAAUGCCAAAACCGAAAUUACCGAUAUCUUUGAAAGGCAUCUUCGAGAGUUUGAAGCGCGACAAAGAUUUCUUAUGGCAGAAGUAGAUGCCUUUCUUUUCGCUGAACUAGAAAAUCUAAGAAUACAACAAGAGAACUUAGAAGUUGAACUUGCCAGUAUGGCAAGUUUUUGUGACUCUUCAGAAUCUGCUAUUGGUCAUGGCAGCCGUUUAACAGACACAGAAUUAAUGCAGCUUCAUGAACAAUGUCAGGAAAAUUCAGACACCAUGCAAAGUUUCGAAGGCAGUCAAAUUCGACGGACUGGUUUGCGGCAGAUUGACGUCAAAGCAGAAAACCAAUUGUUGACUGAUGCCAUUGCAGCUUUUGGAGAAGUUGAAAUUAUAGGCCGACCUAUAUCUGCUCAUAUCAACAACAGAAUGGAUGGUCAACGCUCCUACGAGAGUCGGUUAGCCAGCAGAUUAGUUGAUUUAGCACGGCCAGAAAGAAGUCUUUACCAAAGUAGACCAUCUUCAAGAAAUGUAGAUACUGAUUAUGCCUUAUCUGUGAUUGGGAAUCAGAGUCCUUUGGCUGUGUCACCUGCCUCACAACGACGUCAGACAUAUCUCAGUUCCAGAGACCAGCAUCUUUCCGCAGAUGCAGCUGAUCUGUACGAGAGCAGAAGUGGCAGAAAUACAGGUGGUGCUGUGUCAAGAGUUCCAAGACGUCGUCCACGGCGGGAACACCAUUCGGAUACUAGAAUAGCAGGAAUAAUGGGAGGGGAUGAUAGUGCGUAUUCCAGAUACAGACGCAGAAGUCUUGGUGGUGCCCUUUCUCCUCCACGGGAAGCAGAGGAUUUUGAUGAUGAGGAAUCACCUCUACCUCUAACCAGAGGCCAGACAUUUUCUAGAGAUCCUUUACAAAUAUCUCCUAGGAAUCCACGACGACCUGUUCGUUAUGAUAUCGCUUUCGAUAAUGGAUCUUCAACAGAAUCACUUGAUGAUGACAACUCAAGUAAUUCACGUCUGCGCCCAAAUCCUUACCCCAAUACAAAUAAUCGCACACAAACCCAAACUCAAAGCCAAACUCAACCUCAAAAUCAAACUAACAGUCGUAGCAAUAGAGGUAAUGUUGAACCGCGUAAUAAGUACAAUCAAAAAGGACGUGCAAUAAUUCGAUUCGGUUCUCGGGGAAACGGUCAGCAUGAAUUCACAUGGCCACGAGGCGUAGCUGUAUCUCCAAUUGACGAUACUAUAUAUGUGGCCGACAGUAGCAAUCAUAGAGUUCAAGUUUUUGACAAUACUGGCCGAUUUUUACGAAGUUUUGGAUCCUAUGGAACAAACGAUGGUGAGUUUGAUUGUCUGGCUGGAAUAACUGUCAACACCUUAGGUCAGGUGAUUGUCUCAGAUCGCUAUAAUCAUCGUAUUCAAGUGUUUGAUCAUAAUUAUUCUUGCAUCACAUCAUUUGGUGAGGAAGGAACGGCAGAAGGACAACUGAAUUAUCCAUGGGGUAUUGCGUGUGAUAACAUGGGCUUUAUUUAUGUCUGUGAUAAAGAAAAUAACCGUAUUCAGGUCUUUCAAUCAAACGGCAACUUUGUUCGUUGUUUCGGUGAAAUGGGAAGUAGAGAUGGCCAAUUUGAUAAUCCCCAAUAUGUUGCUGUUAGCCCUGAUAAUAAAAUCUACAUAAGUGAUAGUAGUAAUCAUCGAAUACAAGUAUUCAGCAUGUAUGGAGAUUUCUUAUUUAGUUUUGGUUCGUCUGGAACCCAGAAUGGACAAUUGAAAUAUCCCAGAGGAGUAGCGAUUGAUUUUCAAGGUUUUGUGGCUGUGUCAGACAGCGGAAAUAAUCGCGUACAAAUAUUUCGACCAGACGGAACAUAUUAUUCCAUGUUCGGUAGCUGGGGUAAUGAAAACGGACAAUUCAAAGCUUUGGAGGGAUUAGCUAUUCUAGCCAAUGGAAAUAUAGUAGUGAGUGAUCGAGAAAACCAUCGAAUUCAAAUAUUCUAAAAAGUGUCUGUGAUAAUUUCUCGAAUAAUCAACUGCUAUAAUGUAAAUCUAAUCUUCCAAUCUUGUGAAUUUUUAAAGAAUUGAUUAAUUUAUAUAAGAGUAUUGAAUUUGAGACUUGGAUAUAGAUUAUAUUCAUUAACGUAUGUAUUAUUUAUAUUAGUGAGUUUGGACAAUUUGAUCUCUGAUAUUUUAUGAGUGCAUGAAAGUCCAAAAUUGUUGACAAAGAUACAUCUUUUAACAUUUAUAUAGAUAAUCAUGUAAAAUGAUUUCAUCUAAUGCAUUUUGUUUGUGAAAAAUGAAGUUAAUUUGAAAUGUCUGCUAAAAUAUGGAAUAUCAUUAUACAAUAGUACUUAGCAUUACUCAAAAUUAAAAAGCUCCAUGUUAAGUUGCCUUUCUGUUGAUGCAAGGCAAAGAGAAAAUCACUAACAUAUUUUUGUUCAAGUCUUCUUCAAUAAGUGAAAGGCCCUGGUGUAUUUCUCUGAAGCAGUGUGUGGGGUUGGGGGAAUGGUUAGCGUGUGCGUCUUGUAUCAUAAGGUCUUUGAUUGAGUCAACUAGCGUGGUUUCGAUUCCCCAGUUGUAUGUAACAAGGAGUAGGGUCGCCUGUCCAACCUUUUGUGUUUUCUCCGCAUUCUCUCCGGUUUCCUUCCACUGCGAAAGACCCCUACGUGCAAUCGAAUUAUUGAAAUGAAAUUGAACCACAAGUUAGUCCAGAAAUGAGCUAGAUUUUGUCGAGUGGACGUUAAACCCCAUUUCUCUCUCUCUCUCUCUCUCUCUGUGAACCAGUCAUGUUUUAUAAUGCACUUUACUGAUAUUUUAUUGCAAAUGGUUGAGUCAGCUGUAACAACCAAAAAUUUAAGUAUGUUUAGAAAAGUGGUUAUUGUUGAAUGAAUAUAACCAUCCCAUAUAUACAACAAAUAUAAAUCCUUUGUAUUAUUUAUAAUCAACUAGUACUGUCCAUUCCAAGUGUCUGAUACAGGAUUUUCAUUUUAAAAUUUUACCGGAUCGACUAUUUUUCACAUUUUUUUGUUGACAUGUAUUAAGAUUUACCAGGUUUUUUUUAGACUAUCAAUUUAAAUGUCAAUGUUAAGUGCUUUGCAUAUGUAACCUACAGAUUUAAUACAAGUAUUUCUCUCAAAUAUCAGAUGUUAUUAAUAACUACAGAUUUAAUAUGAGUAUUUUUUCAAAUUAUGUCUAAAUUGACUGUGGGGAAAGUUUGCUAAUGUUUACUCUCCUGCAAUAUUGAAAUUUAUUUAAUUUGUAUUGUAAUUUUCUUCCACUAUCAUUGUGCUGUAUUUGCUUGAUCAUAAUAACUGCAUGAGUUUUAUUUAUGCAUAUUUUAAGAAACAAUCGAGACCAUUUCUACAAUUAAGUUAUGAUAUAGACAUGGUAGAUGCUGUAAAGUAUGAAUUUAUUGUCUGCAAAACAAAUUAAUUGUGAAAGUCCCAUCUUUAUUACCCCAUUAGGGCAGGAAAGUAGGACGUUAAACCCUAUUUCAUUUCAUUGUGAAAGUCAAACCGUGGCAUUUUGAUUUAAAGACCAACAGUUUUUAUCAGAGUUAUAUGCCACUGCAUUUAGAGAUGUUCACAGAUGUAAUUCCAUAACAAGGGGCCUUAAUCCAUGUAAUUUUAACCACAGGCCUUUCAUUUAAAUUAUGUAGAAACAAUUAGUGUUAAGUGAAAUAAAAUCUGUGAUAAUUGAAUAAUUUGUUUAAGACAGUUACAUGUAAGAGCUUGCUGUAUUUUAAAUUAAUAUUAAUGUUUUUGAGAUUCAUAACAUUUUGUUUUUACUUGCUUACUUGCUGAGUUUUAUUAUGAGUAUGGUCUCUCUUUUGAAAUAAAUGUGUUGAGUAACAAUUGCUUUGAUUGCAUCAUACUCUGUGCAAUUUAUGAGACCUAAUUGGUCAUCAUACACAGCUAUUUUGGGUGAAAAAUACAAAUUUCAACCAAUCAUACUAGGUUUAACCAAACUAAUCGGGAAACUGGUUAAUUGAAACAUGGUAUGUCAAACUACCAUGGUGGAUGAAGUGCUCUAAAGAUCUGUCAGGAGUUGAAUGCUAAAUGGUUAUUAGCCUUGAUGGCUUAUAUUAAAUUUUUGGUUUAUAGUAAUUUUUUCUGUUAUGAUUAUGUUGAUGAAGCAAAUGCUGAUAAACAUAACUAGUUAAAAUAAUUUGUUGUAGCUGUAUACUCUUGUGGGGUAAAAUAUUAUUUAUUUAAAAAAAAGUCUUUCAUGUUACAGAAUUUGAAUGGUUUACUUCUGCUGUUUAACAUAUAUCUAUUGUUUGUUAUUGUUAUGUAAAUGUUCAUUUUGUUUAAAUCCGCAUCAGCAUUACGUUUUCUACUACCAUAAAAUGAAAUUUUACGGUGAAAAACCUAAUCAAAAGUUAUUGUGUUUAUUUUUAUACUGAUUACCGGUACAAUUUAUUUUCUUAGUCAGCAUUAUAAACAGUUUUAUCACUGAUGGAGAGAUUUCAAAAACUACUUUUAUCAAAUGACCACAUGGAAACACAUGUAGAUUUUAAAAUUUUAUUGGGCUGUAAUCUGUUGUUUGUUAUCCUCUCAUCAGAAUUUCUCAGCAAUUCAACAGUACCACAUUAAUUCCUCUGCAUUAUUUAAACAUAAACACAGGAACUCUUACAAAUCCAUAUAACCAGUAAUAUUUGACAAUGUAAGUUUUACUGUAUUACAUUAAAAGUUGGUUAACUUUAGCAGAUACAGGGCCUAAUAGAGUGCAAUCUCUCAGAACCUACAGUUUCAACACUGAUACGUGCAAUAUUCUUGAAUAAUGCCCAUUGUGUAUAUUAUCUUGUUAACGUCACUAUCUUCUUUGCGUGGCUUUAGCAAUUGACACACAAAAACAUACUUCGAAGCCAUUUUAAGAAUUUGAGUUUUCAAAGGUAUUUGGAAAAUGUGGAGGUUUAUGUGGUUGUGUGAGAGAGAGUUUAAUAUCCACUCGAUGCAAACUAGGUCAUUUCGGGACUGACAUAUGGUUCAGUUUUAUUUCAGUAAUUCACUUGUGUGUAGGGGUCUUUAGCAGUGGGGAGGACAUAGAGAAAACCCACAAGGUUGGAAAGAUGACCCUACUCCUUGUCAUGUACAACCGGAGAAUCAAGAGGUUUUUAAGAAUAAGUUCGUAGUUGGCCAUAAUAAACCAUGGUGUAACUCUGUGAAAAGACUGGACAUUGCUGGUUUGUAUAAACUAAUAACAGAAUUGCUACUUUCGUUAUGAUUUAAAUCUCUUCAGUAGCAAAACGAUUAAUGCUAUGAUUUUACUGUUGACAUUUAUACAAUAUUGCUACUUUCAGUGUGAUUGAAAUCUCUCUAGUAGCAAGAAAGAUUAAUGCUAUGAAGUUUUACUGUGGACAUGAAUACACAUGGAGUCUGAUACUAGUCUGAUGUUAUAUAAAUUAUUUGUAUAUCUGUUGUUAUAAAUGUUGACAUUUUUAAAUGUGAGUGCCAAAUAUUUAUUAUGUAAAUAUGUUACAGUAUAUAAUCAUCAUCAUUAAAAUAUAUUAUACUAA